AUGAAGGCCUCCGGAGCUGUUCUGACCCUGGUUCUCAUUGCUGCAGCCUUCUGGUGUGGAGAUCAAGCCACUGUGGGUUCUAACCCGCCAGUCAUUUGCUGCUUUACCUUCACUAGUAAGAAGAUUCCUCCAAAGCUGGUGGUGGGCUAUGAGGCUACCACCAGCACCUGUGUCAGUGACGGUGUGAUCCUUUCCACAAGACGAGGCUUGAAAAUCUGUGCUAACCCAGAAGAGAAGUGGGUCCAAAAUAUUAUGAAGCUAUUAGAUGACAAGAAAACCACGACUGAGUCCGGGAUGACUACUGCCACUGCUGCUUCAUUUUAAACCAGCCCACUUGGAGAUCAAAGCUGGAUAGAAGAAUUAUUUCUUUCUUUCCCACCUCCCAGAACUGCUCUCUGCAAUACUUAAUUAUAAUUUAAAUAUGUUUUGUCUCAUUUAAAUUAUUGGUGUUUAGCUUUAUAUGUCACAAGAAUUUGUACCUUAUUUGUCAUCAUUAUUAUUAUUUGUCACCUACUCUUG
Molecule: messenger RNA, 519 nt
Organism: Gracilinanus agilis (Agile Gracile Mouse Opossum)
Lineage: Eukaryota; Metazoa; Chordata; Mammalia; Didelphimorphia; Didelphidae
Product: C-C motif chemokine 4 homolog
Exons: 3
Coding region: 1-324 (107 amino acids)
Biological process (GO): G protein-coupled receptor signaling pathway; immune response; cellular response to interleukin-1
Cellular component (GO): extracellular region
Molecular function (GO): CCR chemokine receptor binding; chemokine activity
Source: RefSeq, a predicted model, not a curated record